GUUGAUCUGUCAUCGAAGUGUCACAUUUUUCACAUUCACAGUCGAUUCAAGUUGAUUCGAUGUUCGUAGACCAUUCAUUGAUGUUAUUCCUAAUAACAAAUUCAAACAAAACAUCUCGGAAAACAAUGAUUACGUGAUAAAAUCUGUAGCAAACGUGAGAGAUUCCGCUUUGUAUUACGCGUUAGCUACACCCUGAUUCUUAAAAUUAAAGCGAUUUAUGUUCAAAAGCUUGACGCCUACUCACGCAAUACGCAAUGUAUCAAUCCUGUUAAAAGGCAUGUUUUUCAAAGAAGACAAGGCAAAAGGCCCCAAUUUGCUUAUAGCAUGGAAAAUAGCGUUGCAGCUUCGCUAACCAAAAGCCAAAGGUUGACUCUGGGAUCUUUGAUAUUAAUUUUGGUGGAUAUCAUUUGGGUGUCUUCUUCAGAAUUAACAAAGUUCAUCUACAACAAUGAGACCUUUGACAAGCCCUUUUUUUGCAUGUAUAUCAAAACUUCCAUGUUCACCUUGUACCUGUUCGGCUUCUUGUUUUGGCCACCGUGGAAGGAAAGUUGUGCUAGGUCCAGACCUGCGGACUACAUUUUCAUAGAUCCCGACAAGGAGGACGACAACUAUUUCACGGAUGUGAGUUGCAGGCUCAGCACUCCAGUGUACGUGCCUGUCAAAACGCCCGACAGGGAGAAUUUUGAUAGGAGCUCCGGGACAGAGAGUGACGAUUCUACCAGCAGAUCUGUCAGGUUUAAUAAAUUAGCAGAGGUUAGGCAUAUGUCAGAGAACGAUGCUACGGAAGCAUUGCUCGCCAGGCUGUCAUAUCAAGCGAGUCUAAGAGCUGGGGAGUUAGCAAAAAGGGCUGCAAGUAAACUCCCUGUCAGCAGAGUGGCAAAAGUAGCUCUCAUUUUUUGUUUAUUGUGGUUUGUUGCAAAUUAUACUUAUCAGCUGGCCCUAUCAGAAACAGAGGCCGGCAUCGUGAACAUAUUAUCGUCAACUUCGAGCUUGUUCACGUUGAUUUUAGCUGCAAUAUUCUCUUCAAACCAAAUAGAUAAAUUUACCCUUAGCAAAUUGAUAGCUGUUAUCAUCAGUAUUAGCGGAAUUGUAAUGGUCAGUUAUUCUGACUUCUCUUUAGAAUCUCAAAUUCCUUUUGGAGCCAUUUUGUCAAUGCUCAGCGCAUUUUUUUAUUCGACUUACCUCGUAUUUUUGAAGAGGGAAGUGGACCACGAGGAUAAAAUUGACAUUCCAUUAUUUUUUGGAUUUGUAGGAUUAUUUAACCUGAUUUUACUGUGGCCAUUAUUCUUCAUACUGCACUUUAGCAAAGUUGAAACAUUUGAGUUGCCUACCAAAGAACAAAUGAUGCUUUUACUGUUGAAUGGUCUGCUAGGAACUGUUAUCUCUGAAGCGUUAUGGUUGUGGGGAUGUUUCUUAACCUCGUCUCUGAUGGCGACAGUGGCGAUAAGCUUGACAAUCCCUAUGACGAUGCUAGCCGACGUGGUGCUGAAAGAAAUCGCCUACCCUUCCCUGUUUUACGCGGGAACGCUGCCUAUGCUGGCUGCGUUCGUGGCUGUCACCGUGCUGUCGCAUCGUGACGGAUGGGAUCCGGUUAUGGACGCCGUCAGGUGGACGUACAAAGGGCUGUGUCGUAGGAAUAAGCUGACGCAUUUCAGAUUCAAUGAGAUGCCUUCAGAACAAACAGAGGCGCUGAUCGGCAUCAACACUGACCACGAAGCUUAAAGUAAAUUAUUUAUAACCCACAAUCUUUACAGAGUGGUUCCCCACAUGGUGCUUGCAACUGUAUGUGAUUAUUAUUUUAUGAAUGUGAUCUGUUAUUUUUUAGGUUUUCCAAAAUCGUAGAUGUUUUUAUUUAUUUUUUAUUCGACAGACGCGUAAUACUUUUUGUUCGCUGAUAUUCCUAAGGAGUAAGUAUUAUUUUUGACGAUUUAAUGCUUGUUAUAGCAUUUUAAGUAGCGACAAGGAGCUAACUGCAAGUGUUGAUUUUGAGUCUCUUAUGAAAUAUGAUUGGUGUUUUUUUUUCUUGAGGUAUUCCAAUGAAUAUAAUGGAUAGAGUUUGAAAAAUUUAGGGAAAUUGCAUUUUCAGUUAUCAGGGUCUGAAAACACUUUUGGGAUAGCUCAAUUAUUCGUAGAUAUAUUAUUAUAUUAUACGGGAUGUUUCCUAAUAUACUGUCAAUAUUUAAAGGUGUGAUUUUGAAAAGAAAACUUCAUAGUAUAUGUUCUGCCUUAACUUGGUCAAGUUUUCAAAAAUAAACGGAAUUACUGCUAUUAUCUAAAAUGCUCGUUUCUUAAGAUUCGUGUAUUCUACAGAAGCUCCAGCAGAUUUAACGGACAAGAAUGAUCCACAUUUGAUUCCUAGUCAAAAUAUGGAAUACUACAAUCCUAUUCUCUUUUAACACCAGACUAAAAUCGUGCAAUCUCACGCAUAGGAUCUUAAACUCAAACUUUUGGUCUCGUAAAGUUAAGAAAAGUUUUACUUACAAUCAAUUAGGAAACGCCCUGUGUAACUUACUUGAAGAGUUUAUAGAUUAUUGUGAGCGGCAUAAUUUUAAGCUUUGUGUCUCGACAAACUCUACUGACGUUCCGGCUGUUAGCAGCUUCUGUUAUCAGUUAAAUAUAUAUGUGGAAAGAUAGUUGUAUAUAUACUAUGUCGUAUAUAGUAUGUGUUCCUUUUAGAGACUGAAAAUUGUACUAUAAAUUUAUUUUACUACAUACAUACAUAUUCCUUCUCGUUUGGUUACAAAGUUUGUGAUCAAAAUAUGGCCUAAAUUCACGGAUUGAUUAGAAUACACAAAUACGUAGAAUUUUGACGUUAAUUGUGAAAAACUAGCGGCUAAAUAUUCAGAUACUCAUUCGAGAUUGAGAAUAUGAUUGUAGGGGCACGAUGUACCUUAGAGGAUCUCUGGAAAUAUUAUAUGUUGUAUUAUAGCUUCAAAUAUUAUUUAUCAGUGCUUGCCAAUGCCUAUUGCAAUUUUGUUAUAUAAACAACAUGAAGGUGUUUUAUAAUUUAUACAAAAUGUGAAGCUUAUCCUUAAUACAGAUCAAAGCUUUUCAACCUGAAAGAUUAUUUUUGGUUUAUUUGAAAUGAAAAUAAAAUAGCAUCUCUUUUAUAAAUUGUCAUAUCCUCGCCGUAAAAUUUACCAAUAAUCCUCAGCCUAAACUAUAAACAUCACAGUGCUUUUGCUUCAAGUAUAAAAUAUAGGUUCUAAAAAAUAAAUCAGUUACUUAUAUUCUAAAAAACACUGACUGUGUGGCUUUGUUAUUGUGACAGUUAAAUAUGACCCGUUCGCCGUAAGGUGCAAGGCGUACCAGGAAAGAAAUCCACCUAGCCAUGAAGCAAAAAACGUACGAUUUCUUUGGCCAAGUCAUAAUCAGAGAAACUUUCUGAAAUUUCCCCCCUGCGCAAUUUUUAUUCAAAUGUCGACAGGUUAAUGAGACCACACGUAAAAAGAUCCCAAUAAUAGUGGAAAAGUUACGGUCGGAAAUCGAGGCAAAAUGCAGAUUUUGUCUCUUGCUAGUGCGACUAUAAUUUCCGAAGGCUUCUUCUAAAUAACCGCAAGAAAAUUGGAGUCGAUUGGUCGAGUAGUUUUUGAGAAUUUCUAAUUAUUUAUCCCAAAACACCUGUCUUCCGGUCUUCACUACUUGUUUAUUGAGCCAAAGGCUUCGUUCAGAAGGCAUUUUAUAGCAAAAUACACGAGGUUACCUUACCGAUAUGAAUCACAAGCCAUUCGGAAAGAUAAUUGUUAUUUUUAUGCUAAAAACGAGGGUUUCCCAUUUUCUCCUAAACAAAUUCAAACAUUUCGUAUUUGUAAGUUUUCCCUCAGAAUUCAGUUUGAAAAUUAACUCAAAUUUUGCAAGUAAAUUUAGUGCUCAUACCACUAUUUAACAUAUGCUCAUGUAUUUCAAUGUUUUGUUUCAUGGCGAGGUGGAUUUGUUUUCUAGUGUCCCUCGUACGUUAGAGGGACUUUCUGAUAUAAAUACACCAAUUCGUCUUUUAGACAAUAAUCGGCCCUCUUCUAUCAUCUUAUAGGUAAUGUUCCAGGAGUCGGUCAUAUGAUUAUACAGUGUGAGCCAUAAAAAUUCACUUUUGAAAACAAUGUAAACGAAAGCAGGUUAUAGCUAGAAGAGUGCUAAUUUUUAUGAUAAAAAAUGAUAUUAUCCCUCGUAGUAUCCAUCAAAAACCCGAGCGGCACUUUCCGUGUUAGUUAAAUCGGCUGUUCUGUUGACAGAUUUUUACAUGACCGACCGUUUGGAUUCAAACUUAAGCACUUGAACACAAAAGUGCAACAGUUAUACGCUAACGAUAUUAGAUAAGGAUUGAUGUAUCCAUACUAAUAUAAAAAUAUAACAAAGCUGUCUGUAUACAUUCCUUAGAAAGGACAUACAUAUUUUUAAUAUGUAGUGUUAUCUGUAAAGUAUUUUCUAU
Acanthoscelides obtectus is the source of this 4426-nucleotide messenger RNA. The record is from the annotation of a GenBank genome assembly. NCBI's taxonomy places the organism in Eukaryota, Metazoa, Arthropoda, Insecta, Coleoptera, Chrysomelidae.